Pochonia chlamydosporia 170 is the source of this 705-nucleotide messenger RNA. RefSeq lists its product as hypothetical. The record is from RefSeq and is a predicted model, not a curated record. Lineage: Eukaryota; Fungi; Ascomycota; Sordariomycetes; Hypocreales; Clavicipitaceae. The transcript has a single exon. Bases 1 to 705 code for a protein of 234 amino acids.
AUGGAGUGGCGCCCAUAUCCAUAUCCAACGGACAAAUCCCCCCUGGAAGGCACCACCGCUCAACAUGAAGAAGAGUGGCUUCACGCAGCCCAUACAGAUCCCAUCUUCGCCCACCCCAUCGGUUACAAGGACAUAACCGAAGCCAUCAAGCUGGAGCUCCUGCAAAGAACCUUUUGGCCGUCCCUAGUAUCGUGGGUCGAGGCCCGUCAAGAAGUCCUCCCAAGUGGCGAAAUCUUGGGUGGCUGGUCUCGCGCCGAUAUGUACGGAAUGAUGGACUGGUACCGCCUCUGCUUCAACAUGACUUCCCGAUACGAAGACGCCGUAGCCGCCCAUGAAGACGGAAUAUGGCGAACUGUAAUUCUCACUUCGCCAUGGUGGGACUGGCCUGAAUUCGCCUAUUUAUAUGUGAAGACUAUCCGAGACGAUAAGGGUGUUCCUCAACGGGAUGCGAACGGCCGUAUAAAAAGAGAGAUGAGAGACCCAUAUGAUGACAAGCUCGAAGACGAGUUUAUGGAUAUCUGGGAGCGGGUGGCCAACACUCGACCUUUGAGGAAGCAUCCCAAUGGAAGGGUUUUCCUACCAUGCGAUAGACCUACAAUUUCCAAGGCAGCCACCACUGGAGCAGCCAUUGCCGCUAAAGCGAAUGGGAAUGGAGUUGGUUCAAACGUUCCUAGUAGAACAGCCACACCGCAGGCUGCGAGGUGA